Molecule: messenger RNA, 1409 nt
Organism: Bactrocera latifrons
Lineage: Eukaryota; Metazoa; Arthropoda; Insecta; Diptera; Tephritidae
Exons: 2
Coding region: 246-1133 (295 amino acids)
Source: RefSeq, a predicted model, not a curated record
UGGAGUGUGGCUAGAAAAUUCUCCACAUUUCUUUGGGAAACUGAUCGCUGAUUCAAGUUUCAAGAUUUCAAGUAAUAACGAGUAAAGAAUUGCGGACAGAAAAAAGGCCCAGCAAAAAAAAUUUGUACAUAGGAUCUCAAAACAGGGCUAUAAGCGUUAACCAAGAUCGACGCGGCAGCGCACGCGAAUUGUUGGCAAUCAAGUUUUCAAAAACAUUUUUACCGUGUAAAUGUAAUUUUAAAAUAAUGCAGGGAACGCAACAAACGAAUUUAUCUGGCUAUUCAAUACCGCAUGUGUCAUUAACAACUAACAUGGCUGGUUUGACAAAAAAACAAAGAAAACGUCUACCACAACGUGAAAGAGAAGCUCAACGUGCCUCAGUUCAAAUGGCAGUUAAUAAAAUUCAAACCUCAAUUAAAACCGUACCCAAUAAUAACUCUAUCGGCGGCAAUACAAAUAGUCCCCAGGUACCAGCUCUGUCUGGUAUGCUGUACGAUCUGGCCGUACAGUUUCGCACCGAGAUAUGCUUAUUACAAAUGCUCAUAGACUCGGAGACUCAACAAAAUUCUAAAACAAUAGCUGACAAAGAAUUUAUUGUGGCAGAAAUAACAUUAGCGAAUAGUAGUCCAAUAACAAAAGAAGCAUUCAAAUUUAUGCGUUCAGUGAUUCUUAAUGCAAUUGAGAAAUAUCAAAAGCCGAAAAAAGUCACCCCUAUUUUCUAUAGCAUGAAUCAUAAUAACACGUACAUAAAUAUUCUCUGUGAGGAUGCAUUUGCAUUUGGCUGUUUGCAGGCUUGCGUUGGAAAAAUGUCUACUUUGGGUAAUGUAUCGUUGUAUCCUUUGGAGGCAAGUGCUGGCCGCUUAUAUUGUUACAGUGUAAUAUACACUGGAAUUAUAAAUGAUCCAAUGAAAUUUUUGUUGCAAAUCCGUUUGCAUAUACCGAAAUUGCGCACCGAUCACUGGAUUAUUGCAGAUAGCAAAGUAUGUACCGAUGACCAAGAUGAAACCCAAUUCCUAUUCCUUGUGGAUGAAAUAUCGUCCAUAGCGCUCGAGUACCGUUAUAGCAAUAGGCUUUUCAUCUGCUUGGAAGAAGCACUAUUUCAUAAUCAUGGCCAAUUACCAAAUUUCUUUUGACAAAUCGAAGCGAAGCAAGCGAGCCCGACAAUUAUGUAGAUCAUCUAUAAUUUACUAAAAAAUUUCUUAACUUAUAUUUUACCUAAAGAUGUACCUUUUACCCAUUACAAUAUUUUAUUAUAAUUAUUUGCCGGUAUAUUAAAAAUGUAUGUUAUAAUUCUCAUAAUAUAUUAAUUUAUUUUAAUGUAAUUUAAAAGAAAUUUGCACAACCACUGGUAGAAAUACAUAUGCCUUUUUUAUUUCGACACAUUUAACAAUAAAUGAAAUUGAAUUGAA